AUGUUGAUUUCUAACAAAUUAGUGCCAUUCUUUGUAUUGUGUCUUAUCUGCACAUCGCUUAGUAGUCCUACUGAAUAUAUAACUGAAGGACGCGGUAUCGGCUCCACAAUAUGGGGGUGGAUAACAUAUCCUUUCACAUGGUGGAGUUCAGGGUCCGAAAACGAUAAUGAUAGUAAAGUUGAAACGACAACGUCUAUUUUCACCCAUGACAACAACAUGGAAAUAGCAAAGCACAAUGUGACCGUGUGGUGCAAUGAUCAGACAUGCACUACCAUGAAAUGCGAUAAAAGCGGCUGUUUAAACCUCACAUGUAACAUAUACGAUACUGACAUGUCCGGUGUAUGUAGAGAAUAUACAAUCAAGCCGGAAGACCCUACACAAGCUACCAAACCCACCUCACAAGUAACGGAAGAGCCAAAGAAGACGACUGAGGCAACAUCAACGAUUGAAACGUCUUCUUUACCUGCCAGUACCAUUGAAACGUCUUCUUUACCUGCCAAUACCAAUAUAGGAGUUGAAGAUCGCCCCCUGGAGUUAGAAGCAGUUUUGUCUUCCACAGUUCCCGUUAACAAUGAUGACAUAAAGAUUGAAGACGCUACCGAUUAA
Molecule: messenger RNA, 606 nt
Organism: Parnassius mnemosyne (clouded apollo)
Lineage: Eukaryota; Metazoa; Arthropoda; Insecta; Lepidoptera; Papilionidae
Source: the annotation of a GenBank genome assembly